Molecule: messenger RNA, 930 nt
Organism: Perkinsus marinus ATCC 50983
Lineage: Eukaryota; Perkinsozoa; Perkinsida; Perkinsidae
Product: NAD dependent epimerase/dehydratase, putative
Exons: 9
Coding region: 1-930 (309 amino acids)
Source: RefSeq, a predicted model, not a curated record
AUGUUACAACACUUCCUAUUCCUGCUAGUGAUCAUCGUGACAGGGGAACUUUAUCAACCCUACGUUUUUUCUGAGGCUGAGAGAGAAGACGCUCGAGGAAAGGUGGUUUUGGUAACGGGUGCUGCUGGAUUCAUCGGCUCACACGUUGCGAGGCAUUGCCGUGAUCUUGGAAUGGAAGUUGUGGCAAUUGACGACCUCAGUGGUGGCUUCACCUCGAAUGUGCCUGCUGGGGUUACUUUCUUGAGACGUGAUGUUAGAGAUGCAGAGAGUAUGGAAAGCCUAUUCGAAAGAUACAAGUUUGACUAUGUUUAUCAUUUGGCUGCUUACGCUGCGGAGGGUCUGUCGCACUUCGUGAGAAGUUUCAACUACAGAACAAAUCUUGUUGGAAGUGUUGAGAUUCUGAAUGCCGCUAUUCGGCAUAAGGUUCACACAUUUGUAUUCACUUCGUCAAUAGCUGUAUUUGGGCCAUUGAAUGACCAUCUUGAUGAUGGAGCCGAGAUGAGGCCUCUUACGGAGAAGGACAAGCCUCAGCCGGAGGAUCCAUAUGGUAUAUCAAAAUAUGCAUUCGAGAUGGAUUUACGAGCCGCGCAUGAUAUGUGGGGCAUUAAUUUUGUCAUAUUUCGUCCACACAACGUCUACGGUCCUCAUCAGAACAUGUUCGAUAGGUAUCGAAAUGUAGUGGGAAUUUUCGUGAAUCAAAUCAUCCAUGGGAAGCCGUUGACGAUUUUUGGAGAUGGACAACAACUUCGAGCGUUCUCUUAUAUAGAUGAUGUUGCGCCCGUCAUUUCGAGAGCUCCCUUAGUGAAAUCUGCACUAAAUGAGGUAUUUAAUAUCGGCGCUGACACUCCUUACAGUGUUAACCGAUUAGCUCAGGAGAUCUCCACUGCUAUGGGGAAGGCCGAUUACCCUCUCAAGGUGAAACUCCAGUGA